ACAUGACAAAAGAUAAAUGCAACAUAAAUUAUAAAUGAAAGUAUUUUAUGUUUGAAGUAAAUACCAAACAAUUUAAAAGUAGUCAUUUAUAAAGCACUAAAAAUGAUAAGGAAAUUUUGCCAUACUCAACCUAAGGUUUUAUCAUUUGUGGAAGAAAUGCAGAAGAAUUUUAUACCAACAAAUAAUUUUCAAAGAGCUAUAUUGUCAGUAGGAUCAGCCGCUGUUGCACUUUUGAAUCCUUACAGGGGAGAUAUGAUAGCAUGUCUGGGAGAAGUUACAGGAGAAAGCUCUUUGAAAUUUAUGCGAGAAAAAAUGUUAGAAACUACGGAAGGUGCUAAUAUAUUAACCGAACAACCAAGGAUAAACUCCCAAACUGUGUGCUUUGAAACACUUGCAAAAAUGCCAGAAAGAACAGUUGGCAGAGUGUAUGCAGACUUUAUGAUAGACAAUAAUAUUACAGCGGACUCUAGGUUACCAGUACAAUUUAUAUCUGAUCCAGAAUUGGCUUAUGUCAUGCAAAGAUAUAGGGAAGUCCAUGAUUUAGUACAUGCUAUUUUAUAUAUGAAAACGACUAUGCUUGGUGAAGUCACUGUUAAAUGGAUAGAAGGUAUCCAAACAAAACUUCCAAUGUGUGUAGGUGGGGGCAUUUGGGGAGCAGCAAGACUCAAACCAAAGCAUAGACAACUGUAUCUAAAACAUUAUUUACCUUGGGCAAUUGCAACUGGGAAUAACUCAAAGUUUUUACAAGGAAUUUAUUUUGAAAAGAGAUGGGAUCAAGAUAUAGAAGAUUUUCAUAAAGAAAUGAAUAUAUCUAGGCUGAGUAUAAAAUAACCAUAAAUAAGUAGAAAAGAAUUUACAGUUUAAUGUAGAUAUAUUUAAAAAAACAUAAAA
This is a messenger RNA of Papilio xuthus (Asian swallowtail), 891 nucleotides long. It is a transcript of the gene Coq4, whose product is annotated as Coenzyme Q4. The record is from RefSeq and is a predicted model, not a curated record. NCBI's taxonomy places the organism in Eukaryota, Metazoa, Arthropoda, Insecta, Lepidoptera, Papilionidae. The transcript has 3 exons. Gene Ontology annotation, cellular component: mitochondrial inner membrane; mitochondrion. Gene Ontology annotation, biological process: ubiquinone biosynthetic process. Bases 103 to 831 code for a protein of 242 amino acids.